AUGGACAGAGUGGAGUUUGUGAGGGGGAUCUUUACCGAUGGGUUGGAGAAUCCCUGGUUUGUCAUCUCUGAGUCAUACCUGACCAAGUUUCAUGGAUGGCCGUUGUCUUCAAACCAGAGAGCUUUUGAAUACUUCAAUCAAGCUGCUAAUGCUGGCAACUCACACGCCAUGGCAUUUUUGGGGAAGAUGUAUUCAGAAGGAAGUGAUAUUGUACCCCAGAGCAACGAGACAGCUCUUCAGUACUUCAAGAAAGCUGCUGAUAUGGGUAACCCUGUGGGACAAAGUGGUCUAGGAAUGGCUUAUCUAUAUGGAAGAGGUGUUCCAGUGAAUUAUGAUCUGGCACUGAAAUAUUUCCAGAAGGCAGCCGAUCAAGGAUGGGUAGAUGGACAGCUUCAGUUGGGCUCCAUGUAUUACAAUGGCAUUGGAGUCAAAAAGGAUUAUUCAAAGGCUUUGAAUUUUUUCAACUUAGCUUCUCAAGGAGGCCACAUUCUAGCCUUCUAUAACCUGGCACAGAUGCAUGCCACUGCCACUGGGGUAGAGCGUUCCUGUCGUACUGCAGUUGAGCUGUUUAAGAACGUCUGUGAACGAGGCCGUUGGUCCGAAAGGCUCAUGACCGCCUACAACAGCUACAAAGAAGGUGAUGCAAAUUCUGCUGUGGUUCAGUAUCUCCUGUUGGCGGAGCAAGGCUAUGAAGUGGCGCAGAGCAAUGCUGCCUUCAUACUUGAUCAAAAAGAAGCCAGCAUCAUAGAAGAAAAUGAGACGUAUACCAGAGCUUUGCUACACUGGAACAGAGCUGCCUGCCCACCAUAGAUGUUCUUCUUUUGGGUAAUAGGUUACACUGUUGCUAGACUCAAACUCGGUGAUUACCACUUCUACGGCUUUGGCACUGACGUUGAUUAUGAAACUGCAUUUAUUCACUACCACCUGGCAACAGAGCAUCAACAUAGUGCUCAAGCUAUGUUCAACCUUGGGUACAUGCAUGAGAAGGGACUUGGCAUCAAGCAGGAUAUCCACCUUGCAAAACGCUUCUAUGACAUGGCUGCUGAUGCUAGUCCCGAUGCUCAAGUUCCAGUCUUCCUUGCCCUCUGCAAAUUGGGAAUCGUUUAUGCCUUCCAGUAUAUACAAGAAGCCAAUAUCAAGGAGGUGUUCUCCCAUCUUGACAUGGAUCAGCUCUUGGGACCAGAGUGGGACCUUUACCUCAUGACCAUCAUUGCUCUGCUCCUGGGCACAGUUAUAGCUUACAGACAGAGGCAGCAUCAAGCAAUCCCCAGGCCUGCAGGACCCCGACCAGCCGCACCUCCCCAAGAGCCUCCUCCAGAACAUCCUCCACAUCAAUAGCAAAAGCCGAGGAUCUGGAUGCCGUGAACUGGAUUUUUCCCAGCUGGGACUGCUCUUGUGAUUCUUUUUUCUUUUUUACGACACCAGAUGGAUGGUCACUUCCACAUCAGAGAGACAAAAGGAGUGUUGCAUUAUGAAAGCUGCUGAGAACAAUGCCUUUAUUUUUUUUUUCAGGGAUAUGCAACUUUCUUCAAGACUGAGAUGAAUGUUAUUUCAGUGCCAAUGGAAUAACACAAUAGCUUGAGGGAGACACAAAUUUGCUACUGCGAAAGUGAUGCCUGCUAUAUCCAGAUUGUUACUCAGAGCCCUUUUUCCAUCCUUGCUGUGAGAGUUUACCCUCCCUGGUGGAAGCUGGCCCUACCCAGAAAGGAAAAUGUAGUUGUGAGGCUUCAUUCAACACUGGAAAAUCAGACCUCUGCACCUCUGAAGCAAAGGGCAGGGCUUUUCUUGAAGUGCGUUUGACAUUAUGAUAAACACAAUGCUUUUAUCUGCCCCGUUCUCCCAUAUUUCUUCUUUAAAGCUGUCUUAAUCCCUUGAGAGUAUUUUUGUAUCUGUUUUGGAUGGUUCAACCUGGAUACAACAGUCGUAAGAAGCAGAUAAGACAAUCAGUCAAUACAAUGAUGAGUAUGCUACUUGUUCGCUGUGGUCUGCACUUAUCCCUCGCCUCUUGCACGUACCCUUUUGCUAGUAGCAAAAAUGGCCUAAAAGGGUUAGGGAUAUGGACUACGUUUGUAACAUGAAAACAUAAUCUAACAAAGUCCUUGAGUAUGCAGAAUUCCAAUCUGUCUCUUCAGCUUCUCUGCAACUUUUAUACUUGGAGGAUGGGGUUCAUUAGGCUUGCUUUUUCAUAUUUCUUUUUAAAAGAUGGGUGGUCCAUAAAUAUCCCAAGAUUGGCCCCCAGUGUUAGAGAAUCCUUCUGAGCUCAAGAAUUGGUAGACUUAACUUCAUAAGAUGAUUGUUUUUUAAUGGUGGUUUGCUUUUCAGACUCUUAAUGAUAGCUUUAAUGAGCCAGAUUUGUCUUAACUUGAUAUAAGUGGGAGAGUCUUGUACUGUAAGUGGAGUUAUUAAUGUAACUGGAUGUCUACCUGUGUAUCCAAAGUUCGUAUUGGAAGUAGCACUUAAUGUUAUUGGCGGAUAUCUUCACUGUUUAGACCAGACGAUUUUGACCUCUUCUCCCCCUGCCCAGAUUCCUGUGCUUGUCAGGAGAGAGCAUACAUGACUUUUUCGGUACCUCCACAAAGAUACUUGAAGAAAAUCUCCAGUGUUUGUUGUCACAAAACAACACCUAAGAGCCAUCUUUGUAGGAGGAAAACUCAUCCUUUAGGUUUCCCUCACUAUUUCAAUCCAGUUGCUCUUCCUGACUUCCCUAUUUAGGCAAGUUAAUAUUCCAAGUACAAAUGCAAGGAUAACUUUCUGCUAGAAGACCUAGACCAGGAAUCUGCAACCUGUGGCUCUCCAGAUGUUCAUGAACUACAAUUCCCAUCAGCCCCUGCCAGCA
Messenger RNA from Sphaerodactylus townsendi, 2836 nucleotides. Its product is annotated as protein sel-1 homolog 1-like. The record is from RefSeq and is a predicted model, not a curated record. NCBI's taxonomy places the organism in Eukaryota, Metazoa, Chordata, Lepidosauria, Squamata, Sphaerodactylidae. Gene Ontology annotation, molecular function: protein binding. Gene Ontology annotation, cellular component: endoplasmic reticulum membrane. Gene Ontology annotation, biological process: ERAD pathway. The transcript is spliced from 12 exons.